AUGAGCGCAUUUGACACGGCACCGCUGGUAGUAACGCCAGCAAGGCACCAGAGCCAAGACAUUCCGUUCUCAGAGUGGGUUACUCUCCUCACUCUGUGUUUGGCACCUCUCAUUGCGCACGUCGUGGUUGGCACCCCUUCGCCAUCCUAUCUUUGCACCAGUCGGCCGAAAUGGCACGAGCGGAUAUGCCACUACAACCCGACAUCUAUUCUCUGGCGCUACGCUGCAAUCACAGAUCGACGCAUCCGAGCCAGGUCCUGGAAUAGGGCUGAUCUCGCCGCCACAAAUGCCCUGUUUUGGACCCCGCGCGGAUGGGAUGGUUCAGAAGCCAUGUCCAACAGCCUCCUAUACUGCACCCAUCUCCCAGAGCACUCGAGAGUUUCCGUCUUCUCGCGGGAAACUAUCAAGACUCUUAUUGUCACUUUUCAGGGAAUCCAGGCUAUAGUUCUCUUGUCGGGUGUCUUCGUCGCUGGAUCUGAUGUCCACUUUACCAUCUGGAUGGCGGUCGAUAUCAUAUUCUUCCCGUUGGCUCUCAUCGGCCUGCUGAGACUUUGUUGUGCCCUUUGGCUGAAUGAAGAUUUUUCAUACUCCCAUUCCUACGCAGUCCCUUUGAAUCCUCGGUCAGCGGGUUCCGACCGGGGCAGGUCAUCAUUUGACAGCUUACUGGAAAUUUCUGCAAUGCCUCAACAGGGUCAAUUCCGAGAUAGGUCGUUUUGGCCCAGCAGACUGUUCCGCGCGGUGUUUCUUCUCUAUACACUCGGAAUGCCGACUUUUGCCGUGUUAUUUUUGGUACGUGGGGGCCAACACAUAGCGACGAGCUUUGUCGUGAUGCUGUUUUUUCUACUACACGUCGCCGCGACGACGUUCAUCUUGAUGUUUUACUUUUUUCGGGGCCUUACCACCACGACUCUCAUACCUUGCAUCACAGCGACUUUGUAUAAACUAUACACCGCAAUCCUGAUUGGACUCGCGGUUGCGGUCAUCGUUGUCGCCUGCGUCGAGACCCGAAGGACGCCGUGCGGCAAGUACACCAGUGGCUAUGGUGCUCUGGCAGACCUCAUAUCAUGCCGGGGUUCCGCUACGAAAGCUCUAGCGCGGCAGCAUUCGACUGUCGUGUCACUGUUGAUGCACUACGCUCAGAACGACAUAAUUCCAAGGAACUUCGAGGUGGGUCUCAAAGACGGGAAGAACUAUGACAGGGAUCCCCCGGACGGAGUUUUAAAAUUCGAAGCCAGGAUUUUAAUCUAUCUAAUUUGAUGCAGGAUUGUCACGAGAGUGCAUUUACUCCCCUUGGUACCGGCAGACCUUCAAGAAGCAUUAGCCCCAAGUAUCAACUCGCACGCCGGAGCUUAGUCACACCUUAACAUCAAGACGCUUCUCAAGCGAACCCCCGUCCUCCAAAUCUUAGAGUUCACACAGGCAGGCUACGUCGGGGAUUCAAGAGGCGCAGGCUCAGUGCCCGGCAAGACGGCUCCAAAAUAAAUGGAAUGCAGCAAGGAUAUUAAAUUUGAUUAGUACCAUAUUUCGAGCGUCACCCUGACGGAAGUAUUCAAGAACAUUGGCGGUGAAGAGUAUCAGGAUAACAAUAGCCGGUCCUGUCGUGAGGAUUCUCUGGGGAAGAUUUUGGGAAGCGCGUCCAGGGCGAGGUAACUGAGUGGUCUCCAUAGAGCCUCGAAAUGAAGAAAUUUGUUGUUGAUUGAGGAAGUCUAUAUGAUUGGAUAAAGAAUCGUGAAG
Ilyonectria robusta is the source of this 1734-nucleotide messenger RNA. RefSeq lists its product as uncharacterized. The transcript is spliced from 2 exons. The record is from RefSeq and is a predicted model, not a curated record. NCBI's taxonomy places the organism in Eukaryota, Fungi, Ascomycota, Sordariomycetes, Hypocreales, Nectriaceae. Bases 1 to 1257 code for a protein of 418 amino acids.